AUGAUUAACCUGGUUAGAAAACAAGAACCGUCCCCAGCACAGCCGGGAAUUCGGGGCGGGGCGGGCGGGGGAGGCCCGAGGGAAAGGACGAACCGGAGGUUGGGGCGCGGUGCGGCGGGGGAGGCGUCGGGGGAGGCGUCGGGGGGCCGGGGCGCCCGGGCCAGGCUGCACCCCAAGCUGCUGACACUGCCCACCCGCAGGCUGCUCGGGGCGGCCUCCUCCUCGUUCCCUCCCAACUGCCAGGCUGCGGAGGAGACCCGGCCCGGAGACUCCGGCCUGCGCGUGGCCCCGCGACCCGGCGCAGGACCCCCAGCGCCCCCCCCCCAGCCCGACGCCCCCGGGCCGCGAGCAGCAGGGCCCACUUGGCCGGCCGCGCCCGAAGCCCUGCCCCGCAGCCCGACCCCCACGACCCCAGGGCGGCCAGGGCAGGGCCGACCUCCGCCCCGACCGACCGACCUCGGCGCUGCUCUGCCCCACCGACCUCGGGGAGCCUCGGGGUCCGCCUUCGGGGCCGCGUCGAGGCCUCGCGGCGCGGACUCGAGCUCCCGGGGCCCCCCGCAGGCGCUUCUGCGGGCGCGCACGUGUCCCACGGGCGCCGACGCGCGUGUCAAGCGCCGCAGGCCGCCCCGGACGCCCGAAGCAGGGUGCCCCGGGCCUCAGGCCCUCACUCGGGGGCGGCUCCAAGGCACAGCGGCUGCCCUCGAGGAGCAAGGGGCCAGGAUCCCGGAGCCACGCGGCACAGGAGCAAGAAACACGGGUCCUCCACCCCAAGGCAAGCCAGGCCGGCGCCCUGGCGGAGGCGAGCAGGUGCGGGCACAGGCGCCCCGAGCAGCCCGGGCCCAGUGCGCGUCGGUCCCGCCCUCGGACUAG
Messenger RNA from Nyctereutes procyonoides (raccoon dog), 870 nucleotides. RefSeq names its product proline-rich protein 2-like. Bases 1 to 870 code for a protein of 289 amino acids. The record is from RefSeq and is a predicted model, not a curated record. NCBI's taxonomy places the organism in Eukaryota, Metazoa, Chordata, Mammalia, Carnivora, Canidae. The transcript is spliced from 2 exons.